Tripterygium wilfordii is the source of this 5147-nucleotide messenger RNA. RefSeq names its product myosin-15. The coding region runs from base 148 to 4722 and encodes 1524 amino acids. Gene Ontology annotation, molecular function: microfilament motor activity; actin filament binding; ATP binding. Gene Ontology annotation, cellular component: actin cytoskeleton; vesicle; cytoplasm. The transcript has 39 exons. Gene Ontology annotation, biological process: vesicle transport along actin filament; actin filament organization. NCBI's taxonomy places the organism in Eukaryota, Viridiplantae, Streptophyta, Magnoliopsida, Celastrales, Celastraceae. The record is from RefSeq and is a predicted model, not a curated record.
AGUAAUCAACGCCAUCUAUCGUCUCCGCAGGGGUUGACGUGUCCGACACGAUAUAAAAACAGCGCCCCUGGCCCCCUCAUGUGUAGCCAUUUUUGAUUCUCAAGUCUGCACCAGUUAGGGCGGGAACCCGAAAUUUUCACCCUAGCCAUGCCCGAACCAGAAACGAAGAUGAAUUCGCGGAAGGGCUCCAAGGUGUGGGUCGAGGACAGAGAUUUGGCUUGGGUAGCAGCUGAAGUGACUGGUUAUGUUGGCAAUAAGCUCCAAGUGCUUACUUCAACUGGCAAGAAGGUGUUGGCUUCUUCUGAUAAGUUGUUCCCUAGGGAUGCGGACGAGGAGGAACAUGGAGGUGUUGAUGAUAUGACCAAGCUGACAUACUUGAACGAGCCUGGAGUGCUCUAUAACCUUGAACGGAGAUAUGCUCUUAAUGAUAUUUAUACGUACACAGGAAGUAUUUUGAUAGCCGUUAAUCCAUUCACAAAGCUUCCUCAUCUUUAUAACAUUCAUAUGAUGGAACAAUAUAAGGGAGCUCCAUUCGGUGAGCUAAGCCCCCAUGUUUUUGCUGUAGCUGAUGCAUCAUACAGAGCAAUGAUGAGUGAGCAUCGAAGCCAAUCAAUACUGGUUAGUGGAGAAAGUGGGGCUGGAAAAACUGAGACGACAAAACUGAUAAUGCAGUAUCUCACUUAUGUUGGUGGCCGUGCUGCUGUUGAUGACAGAACAGUUGAGCAGCAAGUUCUUGAGUCAAAUCCACUAUUGGAGGCAUUCGGUAAUGCUAGGACUGUCAGAAAUGACAACUCAAGUCGUUUUGGCAAGUUUGUUGAGAUCCAGUUCGAUGCAGAUGGACGUAUAUCUGGUGCCGCAAUUAGAACAUACCUUCUGGAACGGUCUCGUGUAGUUCAGAUAACGGAUCCAGAAAGAAAUUACCAUUGCUUUUAUCAGUUAUGCGCAUCUGGGAGGGAUGCGGAGAAGUUCAAACUGAGCGAUCCGCACCAGUUUCACUACUUAAAUCAGAGUAAAACGUAUGAAUUAGACGGAGUAAACAAUGCAGAGGAAUACAUGAAGACUAGGAGGGCGAUGGAUAUAGUAGGAAUGAGUCGUGAAGAACAGGAAGCUAUAUUCCGCACCCUGGCUGCAAUUCUGCAUCUUGGGAACAUUGAGUUUUCUCCAGGCAAAGAGCACGACUCUUCAGUCGUAACGGAUAAGAAAUCUAGAUUUCAUCUGGAAAUAGCUGCCAAUCUUUUUAUGUGUGAUGUGAAUCUCUUACUAGCAACAUUGUGUACUCGCACAAUUCAGACCCGUGAAGGAAAUAUUGUAAAAGCUCUUGACUCAAAUGCAGCUGUAGCAAGUCGGGAUGCGUUAGCCAAGACUGUUUAUGCUAGGCUGUUUGACUGGCUUGUAGAUAAGAUUAAUAGGUCUGUUGGGCAAGAUUUGAAUUCUCAGAUACAAAUUGGAGUGUUGGACAUUUAUGGCUUUGAAUGCUUUAAACAUAAUAGUUUUGAGCAAUUUUGCAUUAACUUUGCAAAUGAAAAGCUUCAGCAACAUUUCAAUGAGCAUGUAUUCAAGAUGGAACAGGAAGAGUACAGAAAAGAGGAGAUUAAUUGGAGCUAUAUUGAAUUCAUUGAUAACCAAGAUGUUCUAGAUUUGAUCGAAAAGAAGCCAAUUGGGAUAAUUGCUCUAUUGGAUGAAGCUUGCAUGUUCCCGAAAUCAACUCAUGAAACAUUUUCAAUGAAGCUAUUUCAGAAUCUUCGAUCUCAUCCACGACUGGGAAAAGCUAAAUUUUCGGAAACAGAUUUUAUCAUGUCCCAUUAUGCUGGCAAGGUCACUUAUCAAACAGAUACCUUUUUAGAUAAAAAUCGUGAUUAUGUUGUGGUAGAACAUUGCAAUCUGUUGUCAUCCUCGAAAUGCUCGUUCAUUGCUGGUCUUUUCCCUGCUCCCCCAGAGGAAUUCUCGAGAUCAUCUUAUAAGUUUUCUUCUGUGGCCUUUCGGUUCAAGCAACAACUUCAAGCACUCAUGGAAACCCUUAACUCAACGGAGCCCCAUUAUAUUCGCUGCGUGAAGCCAAACUCUCUCAAUCGACCUCAGAAAUUUGAAAAUCUGAGUAUCUUGCAUCAAUUGCGCUGUGGGGGUGUCCUGGAGGCUGUCCGAAUAAGUCUGGCUGGCUACCCCACUCGAAGGACUUACUCAGAAUUUGUGGAUCGUUUUGGGCUUUUAGCUCUUCAUUUACUGGAUGAAAGCUAUGAUGAAAGAAUUUUGACACAGAAGAUUCUGCAGAAGUUGAAGCUUGAGAACUAUCAGUUGGGGAAGACUAAAGUGUUCCUUAGGGCUGGCCAGAUUGGUAUCUUGGACUCUGUAAGGGCUGAGGUUCUGGACAAUGCUGCCAAGUGUAUUCAGCGUCGGUUGCGCGCAUUUUUUGCCUACAGGAGUUAUAUCUCAACCCGGGCUGCUGCAGUUUCCAUCCAAUCAUACUGCAGAGGAUGUCUGGCUCGAAAGAUGUAUGCUAUAAGAAGGCAGACUGCGGCUGCUAUUUCAAUACAGAAAUAUGCUCGCAGAUGGCUUUUAAGGUGCACUUACAUGAAACUGAGUUCCAUAGCUGUCAUUAUACAGUCCAACGUUCGUGGUUUCAUAAGUCGCCAUAGAUACUUGCUCGGAAAGAAGCAUAGAGCAGCCUCACUAAUUCAGACUCGUUGGAGAAUGUACAAGUUCCGCUCAGCUCUCCGCCAUUAUCAAAGAAAUAUUAUUUCGAUACAAUGUCGUUGGAGGCAAAAACUGGCCAAAAGACAGCUUCGGAGACUCAAACAAGAGGCCAAUGAAGCUGGUGCCUUGCGCAUGGCUAAGAACAAACUUGAGAAGCAGUUAGAGGAUCUGAUGUGGCGAUUACAUCUAGAAAAAAGAAUGCGGGUUACGAGUGAAGAGGCAAAGUCUGCUGAAAUAUCGAAACUCCAAAAGAUGUUGGAAUCUUUGAACCUUGAAUUGGAUGCAUCCAGGUUAGCGACAAUCAAUGAAUCCAAUAAGAACGCAGUGUUGCAAAAUCAAUUGGAUCUAUCUGCAAAGGAAAAUUUUGCUUUGGAGAGGGAACUUGCUGCAAUGGCUGAACUGAGAAAGCAAAAUCAGUUAUUAAAAGUUUCAUUGGAUAAAUUGGAAAAAAGAAACUCAUUCCUGGAGCUUGAGCUUAUCAAAGCUCAGAAAAAUAGUAGUGAUAACAUUGAAAAGUUGCAAGAAUUUGAAGACAAGUGUUCUGAACUCCAACAGAAUGUGAAAAGUCUUGAGGAGAAACUCUCAAACGUAGAGGGUGAGAAUCAUGUCUUACGUCAGAAAGCGUUGAAUGCCACUCCCAAAGGUCACUAUCCUGUUCUUGCAAAGUCAUUGUCAGAAAAGUUCUCUGGCGCGCUUGUCCUUUCCCAAACUGAUCGCAAGACUGUAUUUGAUUCACCUACACCUUCAAAACUUAUUGCACCUUUUUCACAAGGCUUGUCAGAAACGCGUCGAUCAAAAUUAACUACAGAAAGACUACAGGAGAACUAUGAAUUCCUCUCGAGGUGUAUUAAGGAAAAUUUGGGAUUUAACAAUGGUAAGCCACUGGCGGCUUCUAUCAUAUACAGAUGUCUUCUCCACUGGCAUGCCUUUGAGUCUGACCGGACUGCUAUUUUUGACUUCAUAAUUGAGGGAAUUAAUGAGAUUCUUAAGGUCGGGGAUGAGAACUCCAUCUUACCUUACUGGCUGUCCAACGCUUCAGCACUUCUAUGCCUCCUACAGAGGAAUUUGCGGUCAAACGGAUUUUUGAGUACAAUUACUCAACGUCCUGCAGGGUCUUCUGGUUUACCUGGGAGGCUUUUACAGGGUCUAAAAUCUCCUUUUAAAUUUAUGGGACUUGAGGAUGGCAUGUCUCACUUUGAAGCAAGGUACCCAGCAAUGUUGUUCAAGCAACAACUGACGGCUUGUGUUGAGAAGAUAUUUGGAUUAAUUCGUGACAAUUUGAAGAAAGAAUUAUCACCCCUGCUGGGCUUAUGUAUUCAGGCGCCCAAAGCUGCAAGAGUACAUGCUGGAAAACCAUCUAGAUCUCCAGGGGGUGCUCCUCAGCAAUCGUCUAGUAGUCAGUGGGACAACAUCAUCGGAUUCUUGGAUUCUCUUAUGGGUCGUUUACAUGAGAAUCAUGUACCCUCAUUUUUCAUCCGUAAGUUAAUUACCCAGGUUUUCUCUUUCAUCAACAUAUCACUUUUCAACAGUCUUCUACUAAGGCGUGAAUGUUGCACAUUUUCGAAUGGGGAAUAUGUGAAAUCUGGUUUAGCAGAGCUGGAGAAAUGGAUAGCCCAUGCAGGCGAGGAGUAUGCAGGAACUUCUUGGCAUGAGCUAAAUUUUAUAAGGCAGGCAGUUGGAUUUCUGGUAAUACAUCAGAAAAGGAAAAAAUCUUUGGUGGAGAUCAUGCAAGAUCUUUGUCCGGUAUUGACUGUAAGGCAAAUCUAUCGAAUAAGUACAAUGUACUGGGAUGACAAAUAUGGUACUCAAAGUGUGUCAAAUGAGGUCGUUGCUCAAAUGAGGGAGGCGUUGAGCAAGGACAAUCAGAAUCUGACAACGAAUUCAUUUUUGUUGGAUGAUGACCUAAGCAUUCCAUUUUCCACUGAAGAUAUCGAUAUGGCAAUUCCUGCAAUAGAUCCUUCAGAUAUUGAGCUUCCCAAAUGCUUGUCUGAAUAUCCUUGUGCCCAGUUUUUGCUUCUGAAUUCGAAGUGAAUGGUCUGCUACUUGAAUUUGAGGAGAAGAAAAAUAGUAGCUGGAAGGAAACAGUUAUUAAGCUUCAAGUCUUACCUUUUUUGAGGCUGGAAGUCGAAUCAUUAGAUGUGGAAGACGAGUUUCUCAAAACAUCCAUACAAAUUUACAUGACAAUCCAAAGGUCAUAAGAGAUUGGAUUCAUUGAAUUUCUCAUGUGGUAAGAGUAAAAUCUUACUCUUCCAAUGAAGAAAGUCUUGGAUUUUUCUGUAUUAAUAUCAAUAUGUCGCCUGAAUUAAAUUAUCUGUAGAUUUAGCUGGUGGCUUUGGGGUUCAUUUUCCUUUUCAUGUACAUGUUUAGUAUGAUAAAUGUUUAUGCACUUCUUCUGUAGGUUGUACAUAAGGAAAAGUUAACUUUCUUAGCUGAAAUCUAUUGAAAGUUGAAGAAAA